Molecule: messenger RNA, 813 nt
Organism: Adineta ricciae
Lineage: Eukaryota; Metazoa; Rotifera; Eurotatoria; Adinetida; Adinetidae
Source: the annotation of a GenBank genome assembly
AUGAUUAAAAAAUCGUCGAUAUUUAAUGGAUACGUUAAACAACAACGUAAUUUAUCAAAACAAAAACGUGAUUUAAUACAAGAUGUGCGUACGAGAUGGAAUUCUACGUUUUUAAUAAUUCAUUCGUUAAAAAUCCUACGCCCAAUCAUUAAAAAGCUAUUUCGAGAUAAACAUGUUUUAACAAAAAAUCGUAAACAACUAAAAAAAUUCAGCAAGCUCGAAUUGACAAGUUCUGAAUGGAACUACUUAGAAGAACUAUGGAAGGUUCUUCGCAGUUUUUAUAGUGCUACAAAAACAAUAUCUGGAAGAAAUUAUUGUACAAUUGGUGCAGCGUUUUUCAUAUUGAUGAAGUUGAAGGGAUCUUUAUCUGACGAUCAAAAUGAUAUUCUGAUUGUUAAACGUUUGAAAAAAUUAUUGUUGGCGAAGUUUAUUCAUUACUACGAACAAGAUCGAGACCAGCUGAACAUCUUGAAAUUCCACGCCUAUUUCGAUCCGCUCAGUCAUUCAUUAUUGUCCGAAAGUGAUAAACGUGCUGUCGAACAGCGUGUCAAACAAACAAUAACGAAUGGUGAUGUAAAUACGAACAGCCAAUCAUCAACAACAGCACCUACAUCGUUAUCUGCCCAAGCAAGUGCAAGAUCACCGAUUAUAGUUGACGUCGUGAAUUCUACUACUACAUCAACGGGUGGUUCUGGUCAAAAGAAAAAAGUUGCAGCUAUGGAAGCUUUUCUUAUGACUAUUGGUGAUACUGCUAUUUCAGCACCGGCUGCUACGAAGCGUGCAUCCAUUGUUGAAGAAAUUUAUAAUUACUGA